AGUUACAGAUGACCGAUAUGGCCGUAAGUUUGCGCAAACCGAGCUCCGCUUAUUUUGGACAUUGAAGUUAAGCUUGCAAUUUGCUGUGUGCACCUGGCCAGUUUCACGUAACGCGUGGAGAUUUGUCGAAUGCAAAAUACACAACCUUAUCAGUGUACUAAUUACCACCGCCCUACUCCCACGUUGUAUCGAUGCCCCCGAUCUAGCAUUGACACAAUUUUCAGGGAGCCGCAUUCGGCCAAAGCCGUUUAAUGUAAGACAAUAAAAAUAAACAUUUUCCGCGCCAUUUGGUGCGCCUGCAAAGCGGUCGGGGUCGUGGAAAACCCCUCUGUAGGCAAACAGCGGGAGCAUUCUGUUUGCACAACUGCAGCCGAGAGCACGCUAUAGAAAAAACCCCGAGACCCCUGGAUCUGGACUUUGAAACUAUAGCCACCAUGUGCCGGCGACUAAGAAAUAUCCCCGGACUGAUCUGCCUGCUGACGACGGUCGUCGUGCCCUGUCGGACGGAGUUCUACGCUCUAGACGCGCUGGGGCGGGAUCCGAGUCCCGCUGAUUUUCCGGGUGCAGUGCCACGACUGGUUAUCUACAACCCCUUUAGUGGCCAACAGCUGGAGCCGCUGCGGUACUCGGCUGUUUCGCGGGGCAGACGGCAGCCCGUGAACGGUAACAUCGUAGAGCUACCCCAGCUCUGGCAGCCCUGCUCCUGCGUCGAGUUCUCUUGCCGGUGCUGCCUUGGCCUGGCUCUGGGACUCGGCGAAUCAGCCAACCAGCGGUUGUGCGCCGCCCUCGACUACACCCGGGCGGAUCUAGGUCUGCGCCUCAGCGUCGAGAUAAACCAGCGCAAGGUGGCAACCUUCGGGUUCUCGACUCGAAAUCCGCCCGAAUACUGCGUGCCGCUGCCGCUCUCCAGCUGCCUCAGACUCUACGACAUCCGUGCGUUCGGCGAGGGCAACAUGCAGAUAUGUCUGUCGGUGGUCUUUAAAGUUCUGGCCAGCCAGUUCUUCGAGUACCGCUUCAGCUGCCUGCGCUUUGGCGCCAGAGGAGUAUUCUUCGUUCGCGACGCACUGCAGGAUCAGGGGCAGGAUCAGGAAGCACUGGAGGUGGGGUCUAGGUCCGAUGCGUGGCAGUAUACGCCAAAGAAGCUGGCUGACAGGAGCAUCUUCAGUUUCUACGGCAGAUAAUAUUGGUCUUUCCUCUCACGCUUCAAGUUGUCAUGUUCCGUGGAUGCCUCGCAAUGUUACAUGUUUAAUGAAAAAGUGAAAUUUACGUUAAUUAAAAAGCCUUUAACUCUAAGACCCCGCCCAGCAGCACAGACGCCAUGAAUAUGGCGAAAAUUGGCAGUAAACUGUGGCCUCCCUUGGUCUGGUACGGGCGAUGAUGCGACUGCUUGGAUCUUAUCCCACUUACGAAUGUACCAACGGCUGUAAUCGUUCUUCAAACCACUUUUUUUUAACGAUAGCGCACACAGCAAUUACUUCUCUGUUUACUUAAGAUUCAAAUAUGUAGUGAGAGGCGCCGGCCCUUGAACCUAUUAGGCUGCGAAUGAUUAUGAAGUGACCAAGGGUCUCAUAUUAUAAAUAAUAUAUUAGUUCCCCCACAUAUGACUGUUGUUAUUUGAUGUUAUUUGAGUUUUAAAAAUAUAUUAAAUGAAAUAAAUUUUAGUGCACC
This is a messenger RNA of Drosophila melanogaster (fruit fly), 1668 nucleotides long. RefSeq lists its product as uncharacterized. Lineage: Eukaryota; Metazoa; Arthropoda; Insecta; Diptera; Drosophilidae. The record is from RefSeq and is marked reviewed. The coding region runs from base 435 to 1181 and encodes 248 amino acids. The transcript has a single exon.